Camellia sinensis is the source of this 1359-nucleotide messenger RNA. Lineage: Eukaryota; Viridiplantae; Streptophyta; Magnoliopsida; Ericales; Theaceae. The record is from RefSeq and is a predicted model, not a curated record.
AUGGAUCUUCAUCAACCACCGAAAAAUUUUCGCCUAACUGCUUCCACAUCCCGAACAGAUCAAGAGUCCACAUCUGACCCAGCCGAUCUUCCAUCAACCUCGGCCCCCUACUUAAUACCAAUUCCUGAGCGUAAACGUCGACGAAGGCUUGUAAAGACUGCCGAGAUGGUUCGUCCAAGGCCUGUCGUUCAAGACCUUCUCGCCGAUCUUCCAACUGACGCCGAAGCCGCACCAACGCAAUCAAUGAUUCCACCCAAAUCGAAGAGGGUAAAAAAGGCUCAGCCUAAGGCCAAGGCUACAGAUGCCGAGGCUGAGGAUGCUCUGCCGAUUUCGAAGCUAGCUGAAAGCAAAAAAUCAGCCUCUACUUCAACCAAAAGGUCUGCUGAGGGCCAACCCUCAGGGUCUACACAAACAAAGAGGCCAAGGUCAUCGUCUGCGACGACCUCGGCUUCGAAGAAGCCCGACGUCCCCUGGGCCCCUGAUCUAUCCCUGGAGGAUAGGCCCAUCAUGGCUAGUGAAAGUGCUGACGACAUUAAUGUUGCUGUCGCCCUUAGCACUGCUCUUCUUCUACCAAAUGACUUGGAGCGAAAUAGCAAGCUUAGUGAGUAUGAAAAUUAUGCUCUUAUGCUCCAACACUCUGCUCAAGCCAUUCAGCAUGCCCACUCAUUUGCCAUGCAAUCCUUUGAAAAUCGUCAAAGGUUGGUUGAUAUGAAAAGGGAAGCAUCUUCUAUGAAGAGAGAGAUCAAGUCUCUUGAAGCAAAAAUGAAAAAGUUGGAGGAUCAAGCCGAGGCUACAACCAAAGUUCAAACUUUAGCUCUUGAGAAAGCCGAAGCUGCUGAGGCCGUUAGAAAAGUUGCUGAGGCCGAGAAAAGAGAGGCCGAGGUUCAGAAGGCCCAGGCGAAGAAAGAACUCCAGCAAGCUCUGGCUACAAAAGAGGCCGAAAUCAAAGAGGCCGACGAAAAGCUUGAUCUUCCUACUGACUCGCCAUUGCGCCAGGCCGACGCUAUUCCUUUACCAUUUCCUCCACCUCCUCCUGAAGGUGGAUCAGAGUCUGAGGCCGAGGCCGUGGAUGAAGAUGAAGAGAGAAGACCCAAGAAUGCUGCCGAAGCCAAGUCCCCUCCUCCUGCUGAGCAGGUUAUGGACUUGACUUUGGAUGAGGAGGGCGAUGGGGCUGAGGGGGCACCCAAGGAGACUGCCACUGGGCAACUAUCGUCCAAUCUUCUGUUGGUAGAAAGAAGUGUUGAGUCAACAGUCGCUGAGAUUGAUGCCGAGAUAGAAGUGGAGAAAGUGGCCGAGGAGGUACCACCAGAGUCAUUUGAGGUCCCAGUCCCUGCAGUGGCUGAUGCUGAAGAAUCUUGA